This is a messenger RNA of Dichomitus squalens LYAD-421 SS1, 1749 nucleotides long. RefSeq lists its product as uncharacterized. The transcript is spliced from 4 exons. Lineage: Eukaryota; Fungi; Basidiomycota; Agaricomycetes; Polyporales; Polyporaceae. The record is from RefSeq and is a predicted model, not a curated record. Bases 1 to 1749 code for a protein of 582 amino acids.
AUGUCCUCUCCUGUGCGCGUUCUGGGUCCGGUCACCCCCGUUUCUAGAGGAACAAACUUGCAGAAAAGAGUCUUGACAGACUCGGAGGACAUCGAAGAACGAGACACGAAACGUGCUAGGUCACAGGAGACUCCUGGGGAUCAGGGCACUCGUCAGGAUGCUAAGGAGAAGAAGAAGAGGCGCAAGAAGAGGCGCAAAGUCUCCGUGGUUCAAGCUAACGACUCCUCCGACACAGAAGCUCCGGUGGUUGCGUCGCAGCCUGAGCUUGCACGCGUCCGUUCGCGGUCUGUGGUCAGCACAGGUCUGGACGCCGUUGUUGUGACCAAUUCGAUGAAAGCGGUUCAAACCGAUACGCGUCAGCCGUCAGCGGGCCCAUCUGUAUCGCCGGGUACAAGACCGAAAUCGCCAUCUCGGGAUUGUGAGAGAAGGACGCCGACACGUCCCGCGAGCAUGGAGAAGGGCAAAGCUCGAGCAACUCCGGACCCUGUGAUUACCCAGAACGAUCAACUAGAAGUUACUGAGCUCCAAAGGCAGGUCUCGGACAAAGAAAAUGGUGUUUCUCCCAUGGGUGUGCUCAACGAAGCGCACCUGCCACCAUACGCGCUGUCACCCUGCGGUCACUCCGCCUGCUACCAAUGCCUGGUCAAUUGGUUCAAGACUCCUCCACCAGACCUUCCCGCACACGAAGUGCUUCCCGCGUUUUACAGAAGGAAAACCUGCCCCCAUUGUCGGGCGGUAGUUACGGAACGCCCAGUCGAAAUAUGGACUAUGAAGGAAAUGGUGGCCACCCUCGUCAAGAGCGGUCUUGCCACGGGUUUCUACAACGAUACUCCUGCGCAGCCCGAAGGCACGGCCAAUGCUGACCCCUGGGCGGGUAUCUUCCGACGUCCCGCACAGCAGGGACGCGAUGCCUUUCCAGGUCUUCCAUUCGGACUUCCAAUGCGCGAGCACCAGAUGAUGGGUAUGCGAGACGACGAGGAUGACGUCUUCCGCUGUGUGGAAUGUCACUACGAGAUCGUCGAUGGUAUGUGCGCCAACUGCGGCCAAGAGUACCCCGGUCACGAUCCCGAGCACGAUGCCUCCGACUACGACUCUGACGAAGAGGGGUUCCCGGUAUGGGGCGCCAAUGGACCGGUCGGUGUGGCUGGUGGUUUGGGUGCGCUCUUGCAGCACUUAUUCCCCCAGUGGCAGCACCACCAUCCCCACGAUCACGGUGCCGACUACCUCAUCGACAAUCACCCGGUGGGCCAUGACUGGGACGAGGGCGGCGAUACCGAGAUCGAGCUCGAGUCGGAUGACGAGGAUUUCGAUCCUCACGCCGAAGCUGAUCAGCGCGCGGCUAGCCGAACUGUUGCCAGACUGCUUGGACGCAUCGUGGGUGACGAAGAUACCGAGGACGAGGAGGGGUAUGAGAGCAGCUUCAUCGACGAUGGCGACGCUGAACUGGCACCUCGCGCUGGGAGUAGCCGUCUGGGACGUGCCGUUGAUCUGGACGAGGAUCAUGCGAUCGAUUUGUCCGACGGCGAGUCUCAGGAUGGCGUCGAUGGUCUUCAUGAUGAGGACGACGAAGAUGAAGACGAUGAAGCCGUGCGUUUCGUUGGGUUUGGCAGGCGCCGCGCUCACGCAACGAGGUUGCCGGCCAGCGACGGUGAAGAUCACCAUGACGAGGAUGCAAGCGACUUUUCACAUAGCCACGACGAGGAAGAGGAGGACAACCUUGCAGACGAAGUGGCGGCCCGUGAACUGUGA